This is a messenger RNA of Nakaseomyces glabratus, 360 nucleotides long. It is a transcript of the gene AHC2, whose product is annotated as Ahc2p. The record is from RefSeq and is a predicted model, not a curated record. Lineage: Eukaryota; Fungi; Ascomycota; Saccharomycetes; Saccharomycetales; Saccharomycetaceae.
AUGAGCGUUGACGAGUUUCAAGAGCGGCGGGUGGAGGAGAGUGCGGACUAUGAGGUUCUUGCGCAGCGGCGGCGGUUCCUGGAACGGAAGCUGGUGGAGCAGCAGUACUUGCAGAAGCAGUUGCAGGUUCUGUACAACCUGCUGGACAAGACGCGGAACUACCAGGAGUUUACGGACACGCUGAUGAAUAACCAGAACCUGCUGCGGGAGGUGUUUACGCUGGAGGGCCAUUUGCGGCGGUCUGUGGCGCAGGUGGACGGGCAGCCGGAUAUCGACUGGAGCAAGUACGGGGUGGACCUAGCGGAGUAUAUAGCCAGCGACUCCAGGCUGCUGGCGUUGUACACAGACGGUUGCUUGUGA